Molecule: messenger RNA, 504 nt
Organism: Cryptomeria japonica (Japanese cedar)
Lineage: Eukaryota; Viridiplantae; Streptophyta; Pinopsida; Cupressales; Cupressaceae
Exons: 1
Coding region: 1-504 (167 amino acids)
Molecular function (GO): nucleic acid binding; RNA-DNA hybrid ribonuclease activity
Source: RefSeq, a predicted model, not a curated record
AUGGUUUGGUCCCCUCCUACCACCCAUGGCUUUAAACUCAACUUUGAUGGGGCUGCCAGAGGGGGUGUGGCUGCUAGUGGAGGGAUCAUCAAAACUCACAUGGGGGCCCUUAUUGCUGCUUAUGUGGAUAACUUGAAUGGGCACUCCUCUAAUCAGGCUGAAUCAAUGGCCUUAUCUUGGGGGACUCAUUUUUCCCUCACUAUGGGAAUCGGGUCAAUGAAUAUUGAGGGUGAUUCCAAGCUCAUCAUAGAUGUUGUCAAAGGGAGGAAUAGGCUUAACUGGACCAUUGAGGGAACCAUCAGGGACACCCUAAGGAUCAUUUUUGGGCUCAACUCAUUCAAAUUCAUGCAUGUCUUCAGAGAGGGUAAUGGAGUGGCUGAUGCUCCGGCUUCCCUUGGGCUAAAUAUUUCUAGUAUAAGAUGUUGGAGGAGCCAGAAUUCCCUCUCGGACAAUAUCAACUUCCUUCUUCAUGGAGAGAAAUCUAAAAUAUCUAUCGAUGAUUGA